AUGGCCUCCCUUAGUGUAAAGGCAGGCCAGCGCUUCACCUUGCCAGACUGGCAGAACAACUCCCUCCUCAUCUCGGCCGACGCGGAACAGCAGCGUUACAAUUCCCAUCAUAUCCGGCAGGAAGGACAAGCUCUCCGCAAUGAAACCGGCAACCAGGCAAGAUGGGAUGAGCACAAGAGUCGAACCCACCUCAAAGAUCGUAUCACCAGCGUGGACAGAUGGAGAGAGACCCUGGCCAGAUGCCUCACAGACAUAGAUUUGGAAAUUGAUGCCUUAACUAAAAUGAAGGAAGCAGCAGAAAAUGCCCUCCAGGCAAAGAACUUGUGUUUGGAUGUUGCCAUUGAGUGCCUGACGUUCCGUGAGAGCCGUCGUGACAUCGAUGUGGUGAGGGAUCCUGUGGAAGAGGAGCUACUCAGAGAGGUGAAGGUGAUUGAGAAAACCAAAAAAGAGCUGCAGCAGCGAGUGGAUGACACCUUCAAACAGCUUUGCCUCUUAAAGGAAGCUCGUCAGCAGCUGAGCUGUGACCACAGGCACAAGGUGGAAGCUUUGGAACUCGAUCGGCAGUGCGUGUCCUUCAAUCCCACCUCUGGCAGCAUCUCCUUCAAGGUCAACCCAACACGGAUCCCAGAUGGAACAACUGCACUUAGUGAGUGGGAGCAGAACAGCCAGCGCAACAAGGAGCGUGCCGAGGCAGAAAUGAAAGCCUCAGUGGAUCUCCGAGGAGCAAUCACACUUACCAUUGCCCAGACAAACAAUGAGCUGGAUGCUCAGCGUAUAGCUACAGAGUUUGCGCUGAGGAAGAGGAUGAGAGAUAUGGAAGGAGCCCUUAAUGAGCUGAGAUGGCAGGAGCAGAACACCUUGGAGGAAAUUGCUGAAAUGGAGGAGGAGAUCCGGCAGUUGGAGGAAGAUAUCCGGAAGAGAACACUGGAUCUGAAAGUGGCUCACACCCGCCUGGAGACGCGCACCUACCGGCCCCACAUGGAGCUCUGCCGGGAUCAGGCUCAGUAUGGAUUGACAGAGGAGGUCCAGCAGCUGGAGGGGACAAUCCAUGCACUCCAGCAGAAGAGGACAGAGUCGCAGGAUGCCUUGGAUGCUCUUUACCGACAACUUCACCGCAUUCAGACCGAUAUUGGCUACAAAACCAAUUCUCUGCAGCUGGACAACAAGUGCAUGGAUACCCAGAAAAAACUCGUGGUCCCCGUGGAGAAGUUUGAGCCAGAGGUCGACGCUGUCAACCGCACCAGGAACCUGCCGAGGAACAGUCAGCUGGAGCUGGCUUAG
Cinclus cinclus is the source of this 1281-nucleotide messenger RNA. It is a transcript of the gene TEKT2, whose product is annotated as tektin 2. Lineage: Eukaryota; Metazoa; Chordata; Aves; Passeriformes; Cinclidae. The coding region runs from base 1 to 1281 and encodes 426 amino acids. The record is from RefSeq and is a predicted model, not a curated record. Gene Ontology annotation, cellular component: microtubule cytoskeleton; nucleus. The transcript has 9 exons. Gene Ontology annotation, biological process: cilium assembly; cilium movement involved in cell motility.